AUGAGUGCUAUGUCCCAAACAAGAGUCGCUGACGCCAUUGCUCGGGAGGCGUAUCCAACACCGUUGAGCGCCGCCGAUGAUGGUCUCUAUCAUCCUGCACCAUAUUCGCAUGGAUCGGAUACUGUUUAUCAGGGUGCGCAGGCCAAUGGACCCCCUACCACAUUACAGGUAGCGGCUUUGGUUGCAAACGCAAUUGUGACAAGAAUACCACAGUCACCGGUGUGGGAUACAACUAGGCUCGCUGAGACUAGACAUCCGGUCUCUACGGAGACGCUAGCCAUGGCGACAGAUAUUUUUCAGACUUCGUCAAUUGCUCUACCAAGUAGAACCCAAUCAGCAACCACCUCCGACUUUCCAGUCACGUCUACAAGAUCAGUGGCAAAUAAUCUACUGCAGCGGAAAGAACCAGCACCCAAGGAAUUUCGCAUUUACCAUUUAGUGAUUAUUAUUCUUGUUGCGUCUCUCAUAAUACUUAUGAUUGUGGGUUGGUUCAAGCGACAGGCCGAGCGAAAGAAACCUAUACUUGCAACAUACCAGCAGCCGACCGGUCACCCGACCGUCCGGAAGGAACGCUUUGCGGCAGCCCUCUCUCAAUCCAAAGGUCUCGUGACGGGUUUCCUGGCUAUGAGCGCUAAAGCGAUUAGUGUAAUCCUAGCUUCCUUUUCCUCGGCGAAAUCCAAAGCUGAAAUGUGUCUUCAGGAUGGUGCUACAACGGUUCAGACAAGCAGCCCGUUGGUGAAGAGGGCUCUUGAACAAAAGAUCCGGAUUUUUCUGUUUGUGGUCAUGAAGACUUCCAACUUUCGACGCUGGAUUUCCGAUCCGCUGGGGCGGCAAAGAGUUGAUGAUAAUGCCUUCUUUGAGAAGGACAAGGACAUCACAUCAAGGUCAUCAUCCCUUGACGAGGAAUCCAGAGGCUCAACACAUGAUAUCGCCGACGAACAGACUCAUUUGGAUACAAGCUACACAGUCGCCAGCAAAAUUAGGCUACCACCGCCAGCAAUAAUAGUCAAGCGAACCCGCCGCAAUAACGAAAAUGGGUUGAAAGACAACGUACCUCACGGGUCAGUCUCAUCGGAUACAGUCUGCUUAGAGGAUGUCUGUACAGCAAGCGAGUGUUCAGAUACGUUAAGAGGAUCAGAGACCAAAUCCCUGCAAACGAUCGACGAGUGUCAUGGGAGCGGCCAGUCGCCGAGUGUGGGACUACUAAGGUUGAACGUAUACCGUAUCGAGAUAGAGUUCAUCCCACGCCGAGACACCCAGCUAGGGGUGAAGCAGGGGGAUAAGGUUGUCAUGACUCGUGUUUUUGACGACGGUUGGGUAGGUUGGCAGUCGAGCUCGUAUUUGAACAAGGAUCAAGCUGAUCGCCCUCUGCAGGCAUUUUGCGAACUUUUACGCACAAAGAAACAGGGGCUUGUGCCCCGUGCGUGUCUCUCCGUGUGGCCCUCUCGGCGCAACAAUACCCCACCUAGCGUGACAAGUGUGCAGCUAGUCCCUCCAACGGCAAAUAGUCACACAAAUUCGCGACCUACUACACCUGUCUCGCCUAUCUCGCCGAUUUUACCUAGUUCCCCAGUGUUCCCUCGAUUUUACAGCUCGGGCUCCUCGACUGAAAGUCUGUCUUAG
Messenger RNA from Penicillium subrubescens, 1623 nucleotides. RefSeq lists its product as uncharacterized. The coding region runs from base 1 to 1623 and encodes 540 amino acids. The transcript has a single exon. The record is from RefSeq and is a predicted model, not a curated record. NCBI's taxonomy places the organism in Eukaryota, Fungi, Ascomycota, Eurotiomycetes, Eurotiales, Aspergillaceae.